AUGCCCCAUCCACCAACCCCAUCAACCAACCCCACACACCGGCCCCUACUGUCCCCACGGACUCCAGCUUCCAGCUUCAUCUACCAACCCCAUCAACCAACCCCACACACCGGCCCCUACUGCCCCCACGGACUCCAGCUUCCAGCCUCAUCUACCAACCCCAUCUACCAAUCCCCACAUACCCCAUUGACCGACCCCAUACACCAACCCCAUCAAACGGCCCCCACCUACUCCAUCCAUCGACCCCAUCCACCGGACCCUGCCGACCCCACCCACCGCUCCCACUACCGACCCCAUGUCCCGGACCCCACUGACCCCCUCCACGACCCCACUACCAACCCCAUAUACUGGCCCCCACCGACCCCAUCACUGGCCCUCACCUACCCUGCCAACCGACCCCCACGAACCAUCACCUGCCCCCACCGACCCCAUCCAAUGACCUCCACUGACCCCAUCCACCAGCCUCAACUGACCCCAUCCACCAGUCUCAACCGACCCCAUCCACCAGCCCCCACCGACAUUAUCAACCGGCCCCCACGAACCACUACCUGCCCCCACCGACCCCAUCCACCAGCCCCCACCGACCCCAUCCACCAGCCCCCACCGACCCCAUCCACCAGCCCCCCCACCGACCCCAUCCACCAGCCCCCACCGACCCCAUCCACCAGCCCCCACCGACCCCAUCCACCAGCCCCCAGAAAGAUGGCAUUCAGCAGGAGAUUUAAAUAUAACACAGAUCACGUUAAUACAAUCAGGGAUGAUUGA
Molecule: messenger RNA, 765 nt
Organism: Oncorhynchus nerka (sockeye salmon)
Lineage: Eukaryota; Metazoa; Chordata; Actinopteri; Salmoniformes; Salmonidae
Exons: 1
Coding region: 1-765 (254 amino acids)
Source: RefSeq, a predicted model, not a curated record